Messenger RNA from Baudoinia panamericana UAMH 10762, 1104 nucleotides. RefSeq lists its product as uncharacterized. Gene Ontology annotation, molecular function: dTDP-glucose 4,6-dehydratase activity. The annotation marks the transcript as partial. Gene Ontology annotation, biological process: nucleotide-sugar metabolic process. Lineage: Eukaryota; Fungi; Ascomycota; Dothideomycetes; Mycosphaerellales; Teratosphaeriaceae. The record is from RefSeq and is a predicted model, not a curated record. The transcript has 4 exons.
AGCUUAGAGUCGCGCUUCUUCGUCGACGACGGCAUAUGGCGCGAAGCGCCGCUGUUGACGGGGAAGGGAGGCUUCGAGCCGCUGCCAGAUGUGAGGAACAUUCUCGUCACAGGCGGCGAAGGCUUCAUAGCGUCAUGGGUUGUUCGACAUCUCGUGUGCAAGUACCCGGAUGCAUACAAUGUCGUCUCGUUUGAUAAGCUUGACUAUUGCAGCUCUCUGAACAAUGCCCGGAUGCUAGAAAGUCGGCCAAACUUCUCAUUCUUCCAUGGCGACCUCACUCAACCAGAUAGCGUCCUGAAGUGCUUGGAGAAGUACCACAUCGACACCGUCUUCCACCUGGCCGCCCAAAGCCAUGUCGACCUUAGCUUCGGUAACUCGUACAGUUUCACCAAGAACAAUGUCCUCGGUACGCAUGUACUGCUGGAAAGUACAAUUGCUGUGAAGACGGUGAAACGCUUCUUCCACAUUUCAACGGAUGAGGUAUACGGUGAAGUGGACAAAGACGCAGCAGAUCUGACAGAGCGUAGCCUUUUGGCUCCGACAAACCCAUACGCUGCCACUAAGGCUGCCGCUGAGAUGAUGGUGACAGCGUACGUCCGAAGUUUCAAGCUGCCAGCAGUGAUCGUGCGCCUCAACAACGUCUACGGGCCGCACCAGUACCCGGAGAAGAUCAUUCCAAAGUUCAUCAAUCUGCUCCUGCGCAAGCGACCGUUAUGCAUUCAUGGAGAUGGUCAGCACACCCGCAGAUACCUCUACGCAGGUGAUGCCGCAGACGCCUUCGACACCAUCCUGCACAAGGGCCAGAUCGGUCAGAUUUACAACGUCGACUCUAGAGACGAGAUCGGAAACCUGGACCUUGCUGCCAAAUUGCUGAGCAUCUUCGGCAUCACGCAGACCGCCGGCUGGAUAGAGCACACAAGAGAUCGCCCUUUCAAUGACCGCCGGUACGCAGUCGACGGGAGCAAACUGCGGAAGUUGGGCUGGCGCCAGGGCGUUUCAUUCGAAGAAGGUCUCGCGAAUACGGUGGACUGGUACCGCAAGUUCUCCAGGUGGUGGGGUCAAGUAGACGCGAUCCUCGCGCCUUUCCCUGUUGUGGCUGGCGAC